UAUUUACAGCAGUGGCAACAUUGAAACAUUUCGAAAAAUGGCGUAGUAACGGCUCAGAAGAGGCCAAACACAAGCAUCGGAGAAUCAAAUACAUGAUUUUUAUUUCAACAAAAAUUGAAUUUUUCAGCAAAUAAUUGUAUAUUGAUUUUGUGAUAUGACUUCCGACCGCUUCAAUUUAAGCGAGUUCUCGGAAUAUCUUGACGAUACCGAAGGUCAUCGCUUAGCACAGUUUUUGCAGAAAAAGAGUGGCGCAGUACGUAAUGGUGCUAAACGGAUUUUCGAUUGUGAACCGAAGAGAUUUAGCCUAAAUGUACGUCUGAAGCGCUUAAGCUCACCACCAGUUCCAGCUGAUGUUGAUGAAGUUGAACACGAAUGUGUCAUACCUGAAACUCAGGAUGAGGAUAAUGAGAAUGAUGUGCAAAAUAAGGAACAAAGGGCAGAGUUAUCUGUACGAAAUGUAUUGCAACAAAACCUUUCACAAGAAAAUCAUGCGCAGUCAAGUGUAGCAUUGGAAAAUACUAACAACACACAUCAAAAUGGAACCGCUAUAAAUACUUCCUUACCAGUUAAGGUUAUGGUACCAACGGGUACCAAUAAAACAAUUCGUGAAAAACAAAGUAUGAUAAUAUCACCAGUGAAAUCACAUGAAACGAAUAAAACAUUAGGACCUGAAGUUGGAGUCCCAUCCAAAAUAUCAGAAACUGUACAGCGCACAAUUAUAACUGAACAAAAUGAGCCGAACGACCAACCGAUAGAAUCACCGUUGCCAAUGUGCACAGUAUCAAAUUCUCCAGUUCGAUUGAAUGAACCAAAUCUACGGGAAAGUCAAGCAGAAUGUCCUAGGUCACCCACAUUUCGAAAACCAGAAUUACCACUCCCCAUCAUUCCACGAACACCACGAUCACCAAUUUUAAAAGUUUCCCGUAGUGGAGGUCGAAGUGGCGAUCGUCUGCGUCGUCAAGUAUUAAAACGUCUGUCAAAUAUGGAGAACAAUGGUAGGCGCACUUUGCUUAAGGAAUUUGAAAGUACACUAUAUUCAUCAGAUUUUUCGCCACCAAUAUGCAGUACACCAAUGCAUCAUACACCCGCUGAGGAUGUACUAAAAACACCACCUCGAGUAAACAAUUCACAAAAUAUACUCAAAACUACGGAGAGAAAUGAGAAUAUUCCUAAUAAUGAGGCGUCACAGCACACACAAAAUGCUAGUGUAAAUCAACAAGAGCAAUCAUUACUGCAAAAUAUGGUUGAAGCUCUGGAAGAGACAAUAAAAAAAAUCAAAAGCUUAGAAAAUACUCAACCUACACGAACAGGUACACCCGAGUCGAGCAUAAAUACCACAGAGUUGCCUCAAACUCAACAUUCAUUACAACAAGCUCUUGUUCAGACUUCUAAUGGGAAUGCAGGAAAUUCAAGUAAAGUCCUUGAUACUGAGAAUUUGCUGCAGGAAGUACAAAAGGCACUUACUGAAUUAAGGAACUCAAAUAUGCAAUCGCCAAAAAUAGUUAUACCAGUAAAUCAGACAUUUAACAAUGUGCCCGCAGCAGUAGAAAAGCAAAUUGGUGCAAAUGAAACUAACACUGAAUGUGAAAGUGCCAAAGUAGCACAGGAGGCGAAGACAAAAACCGGUGGAAUAUCACACAACAAUAUACACGGUACAAACACAAAUUCUCAUUGUACACGCCAGCACACACUAACAGAGUCAAAUUUGAAUAAUACCAGCAAUUGUGCUAGUCCCAACAAUUUUAUAAAUCAUCCUACUUUUACACGCAACGACACAGCAAAAACUAAUCUACCGACAGACUCAAUACAAUAUAACAAUGCAACAAGUCGCGGAAGCUUACGCACCUGGUGUCAACAAACUUUUACAAAGCAGAAUGGUACACAUACUGAUAAAGUGCAUGGUAGCUUAGCACAUGAACCCCAAAAACAAGAACCCUCAAUAAGAAAGUGUAACAACCAAACAUUUGCGAAAUCACCCACAGCACCAACUAGAGAGCUCAGAAUGAGUGGUAAUCGAACGGUUUCUGCCGAUAUAAGCAACCCAAAUAUAUCCGGUGUUCAUUCAACACUAGGAAGGGCUGAAAAUAUGCGUCCUGCAACUCGCUCAGUUCAUACAACGUUAAGCAAUAAAACUUUGGAAGUCGAUUUAGUUAAAAAACAAUCUAUUGUCAAUCAAAAUAACAGUGUUGCUCAUGCCUCUAGAAGUACUAGAGCAACUAAUAGACAAGAAGUGCCCACUGAAACUGCUGAUAAAGAGAAGAGUGUUAAACAUGCACUUACAGAAAAAUCGAUCUCCUUGCUUUUAACUGAUGAUGAAGAUGAGGUAGAAGACACUCAUUAUACAGUGAAUAAGAGACACAUUUUACGUAAGAGUGGUCCUCUUAAUCUCGCCGCAGAAAAACCACAGACCACAAAGCGUAGUCGUCGUACAAUUAAACGCCCAACUAGAACGCGUACCAGAGCUUUAGCUACAUCUUUACUCACAAGUGAUACGGAAACAGAGUCUGGACCACCGCCAGCGCAUCCACUUAAUUUGCAACAUGUCAAACCAGUUGAACAUAAGAAAAUACACCAAUUAAGGCGACUACCCUUAAAUAAAGCACCAAGUACACCGAAAAAUGGUGAACUAUUCGCUGAUGAACUAAAAGCGCAAUUGGCACGUCUAACAAAUCAUGAGAUUCUUGAUUUGCGCAAACGUAAUUCGUUGAGUUUAAUGAACGGUAAACGUCUAAGAAAAUCGACCGCCGAGUUGAAGCAGGCUUUACAGGAUAAAUUAAAAAUUGAAGAAGAAAUCGAAAUGGAAAUUUUGCGGCGCGAAUUAUUGGGCAACACUGAUGGCUUGCAGAGAAAGCAGCAUACUGAAGUCGCUGAAAAUCCUAUGGAAUCAAAUGGAAGCGAAUCACAGUUGUUGAAUGACGUAGUUGAGGAAGUUAAUGACAUUCUAUUUGAUAAACCACCGCAAGCACCGGCCGCAUUUAAAGAUAGCUCUGCGUGUGCGACUAAAACAACUGAGUAUAAUAUUGAUGUUUCAGUGCCUGCUCCAUUUAAGGAUAACACUGCCGUUGUAACUGAUGCAUUAAAGGACAAUACCGUUGCUGCGCUUGUGUCAAUAGAGGAUAAUACUGAAGUUGUAGCUGCAGCUUCUGAGGCAUAUAUUGAUGCAGUCGUUCCUGUUACAACAACUGAUGACAAUGCCGAUACUGCCGUUAUACCUGCUGCCCCUGAACCAUUUCAGGAUAAUACUGAUAUUGUCACUGCACCUAAUGAAUUUAAUACACACGGCAACAUAAUGCACGAAACGCUCCUGCAAUUGACACGACGAUCGGAUUAUAAUUCCUCAUUAGUUGAUGAUAGAAGUAGUGAACGUGUUACGUUUGUUUCAUCAAAACUUAAUAAUAAAAGUACUACAAAUGAGAAAAGGUCGCGUGGACGAAAGAAAAAGUCAGAGCAGUUGCCGGAAGUAUCAAAAAAAUAUUUUGAAUUACAAAAAAGUAUUAAAAAACGCCGCAAAAAUAGCAUCUCCAAACGCUCGCUAUACUCCAAAGGUGACUCUUUUGACGAAGAUAGCGAACAUUCAGAUAAUGGAAAAGAUAAUAUUUCGAGGCUAAUAGAACCGAUACCACCUCCACCAACAGUUUCACCGGUAAGCGAAAUACAAAUAGCAUCACCGCCGCCACAAUUGACUGUUUCGACCGCUUCUACAUAUAUGCUGCCACGUUUGCCUGCGGAAGAAUUGGUUUUGCCGCCAGCGCAUUUCUCAGAUAGUAACAAUCCCUUUGCCACACAAGUGGCAUGCCAAACCGAUGAAGAACUCUUCAAAAAGCCCACAAAGCGUGCGCCACAUCCUUCACGUAAACGCAAGACACCCGAUACAAGUAUAUUGGCCCCUUGCAAUGAAAAUGAAAAGGAGGAAGGCAUACGUCGAUCGAAACGCGGCCAAGUGCCCCGGAAUCCAUCAUAUCUCACCACCAAACGGAACGGUCAUUCACUGUUCGAAUCACUGUUGAGCAAUGUUAUGAAACCGAAGCCUUCAACUAAAGCUCAAAGAAAGAAAACUAAUGAAACCAGCUCCAGCCACAAUAGUAGAUUUAAUUGUGUUGAUAGUAGAAGCGAUGAUUUGACCACACCAGUUGCCUCCAGCACAGUAAAUGUGACCAAUGUGAAGAAAAGAGGUCGUAAACCUAAACAAACGCAGAUGGCACAAACGCACGCGUUUAGUUAUCUUGGCGAAACGAAUGUAACAUCGCGCAGCAGCGUUAACUCACGUGCAAUUAUAGAAGAUAAUAUGUUCAGCACACCGUUGCAAGUGAUCGAAGAAAUACCUGUAGAAACUGAGGAGCAUGCGACUACUAGUUCCUUCGCAGCUGCAGCAGCGGCGAACGACAAUGACAAUGAGCUACCAACUACAUCCAACGCCAACGCCACCAAAACAUACAAAACCACAACGAAAGCAACUAAAACGACUAAAACGACAACGAAAAGCAACAGAAAGACUGCAGCAACUAAAAAGGAAACUGCGAAAGCGGAAAAUAAAGGCGGAACAAGGAAGAGGGCGACAGGCGCUAAAAAGAAAGAUCAGCAACAACAACAAAAAGAACAACAUCAAGAACAAGAAACAGACGCUGUUGAAGCAGCAGAGCUAGCGGUGGAUGAUGACACCCCAAAUCACUCCAGAGUAUUGGAGUGUAGCCGAGUGCAUUUGCCACCGCCACCGUCGCUGGAGAAGCUCAGUGAAAUGUUUGAUGAAUUGAAAAAUGCGGCCAGCAAAUCGCGCAUUGAAGAAACUGCAUCACAAGGUGCCGAAUCAAGCUCACCGACGGUGGGUAACGAUCGUGUACGGCGGUUGCGUGUACGUUUGCGUCGUGUAACGGCAGGUGACACCGACGACGCGUCGACCGGCACAAGCUCUGCAUCGACCAGUGCAGCAAACAAUGAGUCGGCACAAGUGACGGCAGGCGGUCGCAAGGAGUUGCUGGCGUGGCUGAAGAAUGUAUCACAUUUACAUUCCGCCACCGAUAGACAGCAAGUCUUUAUGGAUAUGCGACCUUCCACUGCAGGUAAAUUAUGUUUUACCGAUCUGGAAGGUAUAGACUAUGCCUUCUACGAUACCGAGGAUAAAUGUUCUCUAGGCUAUUUGCGCUUCAAGCCGCUGCAGUGCAAGCCUUCGAAGCGUGCGAAGAAAUAUCAUUUGCAUUUUGUUGUACUUGCGGGUACAUUUGAAUUUAGCACGGAACGUGAAAGCGGCAAUUUCGGUGUUGGCGAUAUGAUAGCCAUUAAUAUAGGUUGUCGCUAUAGCAUCAAGAAUAUGGAUAAUGAUAUAGGCAUUUUAAUGGUGAUAAAGAAGUAGUAGCAGUGCGCAUGCGCAUUCCGUUUAUGCUAAUACUCCUACGCAUGGAAUUAUAAAUAAGCAAAUAUACAUAUAUAUUUAAGUUAGUGCAUGCUCAUAUCACAUUUAUUUUCAUAUUUCGUAUUAUUUGUCAGUUACCAGUAUUACCAGUCACUGAAAUAAUAAACAAAAACUGUUAUCAUUUACAUACGUACGUUCUGCUCUUGUAUGUAUUUGAACUCGUUAAGCAAAAAAAAAAUUAUACAACAAUUAAAUAAAAUAAAAAUUAUAAAAUUAAAUAAGUUGAAUGCAACUCAUAAACUUAUUUGCAAACCCUGUAUUUGCGUGUAUUUGAAAAUUAUAUUAACUUUUUCAAAAGUCAAUGAAAUUUUGUUUAUCGUUUGUCUUAUAUUUAUUUUUUUCUGUCUUUCUUUAUUUUUGUAUAUAUUUCUUUAUCAACAAUGUAUAUAUGUAUGUAAGGAAAUUUGUAUAAAACAAUUUAUUUCUCAAGGAAGUAUUUUUGUGUUUUAUAUUUUCAAUCUUUUUUAUUUAAACAUCUUUUUUUAAUAGUUCUAGAAUGCUUUUAUAUAUAUGUAUAUGUAUAUAGAAGCCCGGUACUCUCUCCUGCCAAAUCCACGACGAUCCUUUUUACUAAUUGGACGAAUGAGACAGACUAAACAUUCACGUCGGUGAUAUACCAAUUAGGGCUCUUAAAAUUAUUCGAUUAACCUGAAAACCGAUUAUUCGAAUAUCCGGUUUGUAACCGCUCGUACGAAUAUUAAUCAGUUAGCACUAUUCGAUUAGUCGCAAAGAUACGACUAUUCGAAUAGUCGUUCUACAGCGGUUAUUCGAAUAGUUAUACUGUCACUAUUCGAAUACAUGAUAAUUGUUUGAAAUCCAAGCAGCCUUUGAUUUUUGUUUGCUUUUACUUGUGAAAAUGUCGAUUCUGCGCAUUUUUCCUGUGUUUCACAUUUUUCAAUAAAAAUAGAAAUUUAAUGAACUUACACUAUUCGAAUAGUCGACAACGAACGGUUAACCGAAUAGUCGGACGUGAGCGGUUAAUCGAAUAGUCGAUGGCUGACGACUAUCCGAAUAGUGCAAACCGAAUAUUAUUAUUCGAAAAUGCCCUAUUCGGUUAAGUCGAUUAGUCGAAUACCAAGAGCUCUAAUACCAAUACCGAACAAGAUUUUGGGUGUUACUUUUAACAGUCUGCACUCUGUCACUUCACACACGACCACCCGAUAAUGACCAAAGUACAGAGCCGAAACAAGAUCCUCAAAUCGCUAGCUGGUAGCACUUCGUGGAAAAGGACAAAGAAACGUUGCUGGCCAUUUACAAGGUUAUCGGCCGGUCAGUCGUUAAUCAAGCAACAUAGGUAUAAUCGCCUGGAUGCAAUAAAAAGUAGCAGAAGAAGAUACAGACGUCACAGUAUGCCUCUUGAUGUCUCCUGAACCACAUCUACAUAAUGGUACCGUUAUUCUGUCUGUAAAGGAACACCAAGCAGUUUCUAUUAGCGUAUUUUGGUAAAAAUUACCCACGUUCUCAUCUGCUGGAAACGGAAGCGCUUCUCAGGUGCAUCUAGAUAUGUCGACGUCAUAACGUAAUACGCCGACCAGAUAGCGGACGCGGGAACUUCAGACACGCCUUAAACGCCAUUCACAGCGGAGCAAUUAACACGUCCUGCGCCUCCCUCUCAGUGAAUGGUGUACUUGGAGUCAAACCGCCACCCAUAACAGACGAUGAGCUCGAGUUGCCACGUGAAACCAGUGUGAUGCAUGAGCAACUUCGUACUGUAGCGGGUUAAACUCCUACUUAUCCAGACUGAACCCGGCCACACAGAAUAUAUAUCCUGCAUGAAAUAAGUCCAAGCAUGAUACAAGUCAUCCCUUUGCAUGAAAAACGAAACCAAUUCAUCGAACACCCCUAUCCCUUUGACCCUACCCUGUUGAAACAGCACGUUUCCUGGGCCUACCGUUAAAUCACCGCGACGACAACAAGGCUUAUACUUUUCGUUUCAGCUUUCCAGCUUUGAAAAUGUUCGAUGCAGUACCCGACGUUUGAAGGAUCAGUUGGAGAAAGGAAGAAUGAAUAGCGCGCUGUUGUAAUCUCGACUAUAACCGCCUAAGCGAUGCCUACGUCAGUCAAGAAGAAGAUAGAAAACAUUACUCAACUGACAUUUUACUUCCAUUCAAAGUAAUGCGUGUGAAAUCAUGAACAUUUCAACCGUUUUCCACACUAUGGUAGUUCUCACUUACAAAUUGAAGCUAAUAAGUCAAUAUAUAUACAUACAUGUGUAGUGUAUAUAUUUUAAGUUUACACUAAAAUAAAGUGUGAGGAAAACAUUUGGCUACUAGAUUAUGCUUUAAUUAUUGUAAUAUAAUUUCAUUUCAAGUAUUGUUACAAGUAUUGCUGCUUACAGUUACUGCUGCUGCGUCCGCUGUGUGCGGUUGAGUGUGUGUGUAAAUGCAUAAGUGGACUGUGUGGAAAUUGUGUGCUUAAUUAACGCUUUCCUAGGAAUAUUUCUUUACGCACAAUAAUAACUUUAAAUUCAUUAAAUUAUUUAGCAUUGUUUGUUUGUGUGUGUGUGUGGAAAAUGCAUAAAUGAGCAGCAGUAAUGGCACAAUUUCUUAUGUCGAAUUUAAUUAUUAUUAAUAACGGUACAGACAUACUUGUGAAUGCACGUGGAAAUGAACCAUGUUUACAAUACUGCUUAAUAGUUUUAUAUUUUUUUAUUUUUAGUUUUUUAUAUUUUAUUUUAUUAUUAUCAUUUUUUUUUCGUUUACGCUAACAACCUUUCACCAACUUGCUUGCACAAAUUACGUAUACAACUAAUAAAUGAAUUACUGAUUUUAUUACUUAUCUUACUUGCAUUGCGAGUCUCACUUUUAUAAAAUUCACUUCAAAUGUUGUGUGUCAUACAAAAUUUCGCCACUACCAACAUACAUACAUAUGUGCAUAUGUAUAAAACUAUUUAUUUGGUUGCCAGU
Molecule: messenger RNA, 8313 nt
Organism: Zeugodacus cucurbitae (melon fly)
Lineage: Eukaryota; Metazoa; Arthropoda; Insecta; Diptera; Tephritidae
Exons: 9
Coding region: 155-5347 (1730 amino acids)
Source: RefSeq, a predicted model, not a curated record